UGUAAGGGUUAAUUCAAACAUCUGCAACUGCGCAUGCGCGAUAACGUCUGCGUCCGUCACAACCUACGGUCACAACAUGGAUUCAGUUGGGGAUGCUGCAGAUGUAAACAAUACCCCUGCAGAAACUCCUUGUCAAAAGCAUGGACAAAAUAUACAUGAUUCAGAAGUUGAUAGACCAUAUGCAGGCCCUGCGAACGAUGGAAGACCAUUUAAUAACCUUCAGGAUUCAAGUAUACAGCCAAUGAUGAACCGAUUUGAAAUUUUACAACUAGAGUUUCAGGAUAGCCAGCUGUCACCUGCGCUACCUCUGCUUCCCUGCUUGGACAAAUCUAACUUUCUUUCUAACUCCAGUGUUUUUCAGGAAACAGAUUUAGAGUUUGUCCCUCUUCGGGGAAUCCCAGACUUCUCGGUUAUCCCUGAGAGAUGUUCAAGUAUUUCAGAUGAAGCAGUAACUGUUGAUUCUCAACUUCAAACUAGUAUUCAUGACCAGGCUACGAUUUCUGAGCAUCCUUUGGAGGUCCCAACAGCCUUGUCAGAGGGUGAAAAUAGUUCCUGUUCACUGUCCCAGCACAGCCUGUCGCAUAAUGACCAUUCUAGAGGACUUGGAAAUCAAAGUAGUGUAUUGUAUAGUAAUGAGUACAAAAUCAACAGACAUAUGGAAGGAGAGGAGCAGACCGCUGCUCAGCGGCUUAGUGAGGGGAUGCAUGCUCGGCCUUUAUUAGAGCUUAGAGAAGAGGACAUUAGUGUGGCUGUUAGCAACAGUAGUGCCAUUUCUUCUCCAUCUGAACCAGGAUCAAAUCAUCAGAACACUCAGAAAAUCCAGACAAGUCCCUCCAAUCUUCAAGCAGACCGAGAGCAGCCACAAGGGGGCUCACUGUCGUUGACAUCUUCAUUUCAGAAGGCUACAGUUUCGACAGCUCGCUCAGAUGUGUCAAAUAUAACGUUUCGUGAUUCACAGAUGGAUACACACCAAACAGCAGAUCAUCUCCACGAUCAACUUCUGACUGCAAGUGGCUCCUUGUCUGCACCAGCAAGUAGGCUCCAUGGUGGGAACAAAAGUUCUGACAGUGCACAAUCUUUCACCAUAGCUGGUGAAGAUCUGAUACAUGUUCCAGGUCUGCAGAGAGCUCUUUUGAGCUCUGGUGGUCGUUUAAUCGGAGCAGAUGGCUCAUUCUUGAGCUCUCAGCCUGUGUUUCAGUCAACACCAGCAGUACCUCCCACGAGACCCCUACCUGCAUUGACUAAACCAUCUCUCAUACACUCCAAACAAAAGGCUGUUGCCUCUGCAGCUACGUUACCUCAAAGCAACCAGUCCAGAACUGGCUUGAUGCCAUUAUUGGAUCUAAGCGACCAACAUUCCUCUUCUAUGUACUCUCAAACAACAUCUAGCAAACCACCAAAGACUGAGCAAACAGUCUCGCAUGCCCAUUCUGUCUCAAACGAACACAUUUCUCCGGCCGUUUUAAAUCCAACAGCCGCUGACACAUCUCGCUCGGACACUCAGCUUUUUUACUCCAGUACAGAGAAGAAAGAUCAAGUUUCUCAUUUGGCUCUUGGGAGAGUACAGUCUCUUCCCAGUCUCAGCUACUUACAAAAAGUAGAUGCCUGGAAAGCCAAUCAGAGUUCGAGCAGAUCGUUUUGUGAUAAUUUGGCCCUGCAAGGAGUUGAUGGUGUGUCACUAAAGAAGAAAGCGCAGGAUGUGGGAUCUGAUAUAUUUAACCAAAUGGAUUCUCGGGACAAGCAUCAGGCACUUUGUAUGAAUGCCAGCUCGCAAUCGAUUCAGCAACUUUCCUCGUCUCAUUCCGGAAGCGUCUCACCUCGUCGUGUUGAUGAAGCUGGGGCAAGUGUGUGUAAAGGACAGGCAUCCGAUUCACCUGUAAUUCGCUCACAAUCUCACUCCUCCCUGAGCUCUGUGGUGACCUCAAUUCAGAGAGACACAGGCACACUCAGCAAGCAAGCCCCAUUAACGCAAUCUAAAGAUGUUCCGGCCACCAAUCAGUCUUCCUUAAUUUCAGGUGGAAGUAAUGAAGGGAUGAAUACUUCAGCCGCUCACAUGGACACAAACGCCAUCAAGAUGUCUCCUUUCCUCAGUCUUGGUCGCUUUAGUGAUGUGUCCUCGAGCGUCAACCUGAGCAGCACUCUCUCCAGCUCUCAAGGCAGUUACCAUGGCGAGCAGAGUAUGCGGGCAUCAGUGGGAGCUGCGUCUUCUGUAGUAAGUCUUGAGGUGGAUAAUUACGCCCCUUAUUGGACCUCCAGACCUACUUCUCCUCCACACACAAGGGAGUUCAACAUUGAAGACAGAAUCCCGCUCUACCUCCUAAAUUUGGGUAUCGACCAAUCACCUUCUACAAUCCUAAAUCCCUUUACUCGUCGUGGACCAAUCAGAGAGCCUGAAUUCUCUCCUACUGACUUAUGCACCAUCAAAGGCUCCAUAGGAACACCAACCAAAAGCACACAACCAUCUGAAGUGGACAGUCUUCAGAAGGAGACAUUCUCCAGCUCUAGUCAACACUCAACUGAAUCCAGCGCUUCUGUCUCACACCACCUGUCAGUGCAUGAGCUAAGCCAGCCAGCCACUGACAGCAGUGUAAAGGUGAUAUUAACCCAGGCAGAUGCUGCACAGCUUCAGUCAACAUCACAUCCUUCAACAACCCUACAACAAUCUGAUGCUGCAGAAAGUGAAAGGAGCUUUAGUUUGCCAGUCCCAGAAUCAGGGCCUAGAGAAGUGGUAAAAGCGGAUGAUGACUCUCUUGUGGGUUCUGGCACACUGCAUGAAAUCAGGCGUUUGCUGGGCCGAGCAGAAAGCCUGGUAUCCGGUCGAUCAUCAUUAACAUCCUCCCCUGGUUCACACCGCUUAUCGGAAAGUGACACGUCGCUUGUUUCGCUAGGACGAAACGCUCGAGGUUAUCACACUGACACAUCUCUGUCAGCUGGUGGGAACCUUUCUCUACUGCUGACCCGCUCUUCAUCAGACUCUGCUUUGAAAGGAAGCUUGUCAUCUUCCCAGGGUCCACAGCAUAUUGACCUGACAACUGUAAAGCCUGCUGCUCUCUCUUUAAGCAGAGAGGAAAGUUUGAAGGCACGUGACCUCCGUGUGACCCCAAGGCGGGCUGAACCUGAGGGCUGCAGCGCUGCAGACCCAGAUAAGGGAAAACCGACUACAACCACAUCUGGCACACAGAUCAAUCUCCCUUCGAUUGCAGUGAGUGUUCCACAGAAUGAGGAGGACACGUCUGAGGAUGCUCCGAUUGGCUCCUCGGAGAAUAGUUUGUCUCAUGUCUCUGCCGAGGCUGAAAGCUUGAGUGACAGCAGCAGCGAAAGUUCAUUGGCUGCCAGAGUUGCCAAACUCCUUCAGAGUGAGUCGCCUGUUUCUAUGGUUACAAGCCGACCAAGCACAGCUGACCCAGAAGAUAGUCGUGCGCGAGAAUGGAUCCUGAUGAAGGUUUCUGGUCGUCGGUGUGAAAGUUUAGAGUUAAACACUGAGGACAGAAAGAGAAUUGAAGAAAUUAAACGAGAGCUUCUGCUGAACACCAAAUACACCAAGUGGAGCUCAGAUUCCGAGGGCAGUGCACAGUCAAGUAUUGGCCUUGAAUCUCAGCAGACAAAGGGUUAUGUUGGACUGCGUAACAUGGAGAAUCGUCUCUCAGAUCAGCUGCAGAAAGCCCCUUCAAAUCCUUUGAGCACAGUUCAGGAUCUUGAAGCCAAAGUACAUGAGAUCGCUCUUAGAGAAGGCUUUAGCACCAAGCCCUUUACUUCUAUUACUAUAUCAACCACUCGCCGUACUCCAUCUCCACAGUCACCACCACACAGUCCGGUCACAGGUACCCUGAAAAUAACUAAUGUUGGUUCAGCCAAUGAGACGCCUGCUGGAACUAAAGACUCUGACAGAGAAAAAGAAACAGAAGGACAGCAUAUUGACGAGAAGAAAACAACUGAGGAUAAACAAGAGAACACAAUUACAGAUAAAGCCCAGAGAAUGUCUCACAUCGAUUAUAAUGUCACAAGCUCAACCUUCAAUAACAAGUCCCACCUCUCUCACAUACAUGUCACCUUAUCACCUAAACCCAAAAAUCAGAUUCGUUUUGAGAAAUCCACUCAAAACAUCAGUCAAGAUGUCGCGCUUCAAAGACCCAUAGUGCCAAGCGUGGCUGAUCCACAACUGGAGCCCAUGCACAGAAUCUCAACAUUAAAUCAUGUCAGUUCAUAUGAAUACAGAGAACGGGUUCAAGGCCAGAACACAGGAAGAGUCAGUGCACGCUUUCCAGCCAGACACACACAAUCCUCUGCUCCCUCUAACAGGCUGGACAUGAAAUCCAGAACUCUCUCUGGUCAAACUGCAUACGGCACAGCAGCUGUGCCCACACUGCUGCCAUACAAACCUCAUGGAAGCUCCGAGCUGUUCUACAUGCCGCAGGUUGAUCCAGAACUUUCUCCUGGUCGCUCUGACACAACUGUGGAAAGUUCUCACCCAGAUUCUGAUGAUGCUGUUCCUCCUCACUUCAAUAAAGACAUUUUAGGCUCUAGAGAGCAAGAAGACAACACAAUUACACCAAAGCACAAGGAAGGCAUCUACAGUAAGAGGACCAAUAUGAACAAAGUUUCCAGUGGAGAUUGUCCUCCAAAAUCAGCAAGCACUUUUGUCAGUACCGCUCCCGAAGUCUCAAAGAAGAACAUGGAGACUGUUGGCAUAGAUGCAGAGUAUAACGAUAAGGAAGACCAUUUUGUCCCCCUGAACAUGGAGGCAGACAACAGUAUGGACCAUGUCCAUUUUCAUAACAGCACCACACAGGAGCCUAAAAUACCUCGAGAACCACACUACUCAUCUUCUCAGCCAAACAGAAGACCCUACAGGGGGAACAAGAAAGGGAAGGACAGAACACCUCAUGAUGUUAGCCUGGAGAUCACAAGUUCGCUAGACCAGCUGUGGCGUCGCUUUAAUGAAAAAUGGAGCACAGAGGAGUCCCGAUCCAUCAAUGACGGAGAGACGUCUCUGCUAGAUAGACUGGAGCGCUUGUCUCGUCUCAUUCACAACACCACUCCAACAGACCAUAGUGUUCAGCAGUCAUCAGACAGUGGCAAUGGAGAGUAUGACAGGAUGAGAAACCAAGAAGAAGAAGAGCAAAGAGAAAGAGUGCAGUUAAAAGCGCCUCCAAAGCAUGCGUGGGUUCAGGAUGAAGGACAAGGCAAAGUGCAUCUCUGUCCUGCUGAGAGAGACGAGUCUGUGGAGACCAGCAGUAGUGUUUCCACUGUGGACACAGAGAGACUGCAGAGAGCUUUUGGAGCUCACAGAGUCGCACGUGAAGGAAUGAAAAGCGACGGCAGCUUGCUCAGACUUUACAACAGCAUCAACGCAAAGAAAACAAGUCGAAGGAAACCAAGUACUAAAGAUGCUGCAGUCUCUGUCACAACAGACAAUACAGAUGACUCCACAGUCUCUGCUGGCUCUUUAUCAUCUUCAAGCACUUCAUUCCACCAUUCUCAAAGAGGCGUCUACAGCCUUAAAACCAAAAAGUCAAAAGUCAAACUGGUCAGCAAAAGUGUGCAGGCAGGUGAUUUGGAGAUUGUGAUAAACGGCACACGAAAGCACACUCGAGAUGUAGGCACCGUAUUUCCCUCUCCAGGUGCUUUCAAAAAUGUCUCUUCAUCAAACAAAUUUGGCAGUGGCCUUCAGAAUGGUAUUCCCAUCCCUACUGCCUCCACAGCUAAACCAAUCCAAACAGCUCUGAAGAGAGACUCCAGCAAUAAGAGUGUGCGGACACGUUACCCGCAUGGUGUGUCAUGGUUUGUUUCUGCUGAUGAGCUGAAGUUUGACGGCCGCAAGGAAAACCAGCCACAGAACGAGUCAGAACCUUCCAUAAGCCAAGCCUGGUUUGAGCCUUACAGCAGGACUCGACCUUGGAGAGAAUCGAGCAGAGAACCGUUAAGGGAGAGACAGAAUCAGCAAGAGCAGGAGAGGCAGACAGAAACCAGAACAGCGAUGGAGACGGACAUCAGUGACAAAACCUCAGCUCUUGUUCGUCUUUCACUGCAGGAAGCUCUGGAGCUCCAUCGGCCAGAGUUUGUGUCUCGCUCUCGGGAGCGAAUGAAGCGGCUGGGGUUGCUGGUUGAGGAACGGAGGUUACAGGCCAUUUUCAACAGAGAGAGAGAAGAGCUCUUCAACUUCCCCGCACCAUCACGGCCACUCAGAGCAGCUCCAGUACCCCGUAAACGAGUCGUUCCAAGAAAAGAGAUGGUCCAAAGGUCCAGAGAGAAAUACGCUAAACUUCCUGAGGUCCAGAAGAGAAGAGAAGAGGAAAAGAGACGGGCAGAGUAUCGCUCAUACCGCCUCACUGCUCAGCUCUUUAACAAGAAAGUCACCAAUCGUGUGUUGGGAAGGCGAGCACCCUGGCAGUGAUCUUAACUAAUAAUCUACUCGAAAUUACAGAAAGCCUUAGUAUUUUUUAAUGUGUCUGGUCCUUCAGCUGUUUUAUAUGAGGUCAUGUUUUAUAAUGAAUGUGUGACGUUAUAUACGUGCUCUUUCUUAUUUUAGACGGAAUAUAGUUGUGAAUGUGUAUUAUUUAUGAAGUUGCAGUUUUAUUUGGAUUUUAUAUAAACGCAAGUCGGAUUUUAUAAUGUCUGUUUUGUUGUUAUAAUACUUUUUUUACAAAGCAAAUAAAUGAGCAGAGAUUUGUAAGA
Molecule: messenger RNA, 6675 nt
Organism: Danio rerio (zebrafish)
Lineage: Eukaryota; Metazoa; Chordata; Actinopteri; Cypriniformes; Danionidae
Source: RefSeq, a predicted model, not a curated record